This is a messenger RNA of Apodemus sylvaticus (European woodmouse), 1344 nucleotides long. It is a transcript of the gene Catsper4, whose product is annotated as cation channel sperm associated 4. Gene Ontology annotation, molecular function: voltage-gated calcium channel activity; calcium-activated cation channel activity. Gene Ontology annotation, cellular component: sperm principal piece; acrosomal vesicle; CatSper complex. The record is from RefSeq and is a predicted model, not a curated record. NCBI's taxonomy places the organism in Eukaryota, Metazoa, Chordata, Mammalia, Rodentia, Muridae. Bases 1 to 1344 code for a protein of 447 amino acids. The transcript has 11 exons. Gene Ontology annotation, biological process: sperm capacitation; sodium ion transport; transmembrane transport.
AUGUCUGAAAAACAAACGUGGUGGCAGCGGACAGAGAACAUCAUCGAUGCCCCACAACUGGGCUCUAAGAAGAAAGCCUAUGAGCUCAUGGGCCGGCAUGAGGAACAAGUGCUCAUCAACCGCAGGGAUGUCAUAGAGAAGAAGGACGCCUGGGAUGUACAGGAGUUCAUCACUCAAAUGUAUGUCAAGCAGCUGCUCCGCCACCCGGCCUUCCAGCUGCUGCUGGCCUUUCUGCUGGUGACCAACGCCAUCACCAUUGCCCUCCGCACCAACUCUUCUCUUGGCCAGAAACACUACGAGUUAUUCUCAACCAUAGAUGACAUUGUGUUGACAAUCCUUAUCUGUGAGGUUCUCCUUGGCUGGCUGAAUGGAUUCUGGAUUUUCUGGAAGGAUGGCUGGAAUAUCCUCAACUUUGCAAUUGUCUUUAUCUUGUUCAUGGGGUUCUUCGUAAAACAACUCAACAUAAUUGCCAUCACUUACCCUCUCAGGGUGCUUCGGCUGGUCCACGUGUGCAUGGCUGUGGAGCCCCUGGCCAGAAUCAUCAAGGUCAUCCUGCAGUCGAUGCCGGACUUGGCCAACGUCAUGGCCCUCAUCCUCUUCUUCAUGCUGGUGUUCUCUGUGUUUGGGGUCACGCUCUUUGGUGCAUUUGUGCCCAAGCAUUUCCAGAACAUGGGGGUUGCCUUGUACACGCUCUUCAUCUGCAUCACCCAGGAUGGCUGGCUGGAUAUCUACUCUGACUUCCAGAUGGAAGACAGAGAGUAUGCGAUGGAGGUCGGGGGCGCCAUCUACUUCGCUAUCUUUAUCACCCUCGGUGCCUUCAUUGGUCUCAACUUGUUUGUCGUCGUGGUAACCACAAAUCUGGAACAAAUGAUGAAGACCAGCGAGGAGGAGGGGAAUCUGCACAUAACUUUUAAUGAGGUGAAAGAGGAAGAGGACUGGAGUGACGAGCUGCCACUGGUGCACUGUAAAGACGCCCGCAAGGAGACUUCCACCGUCCCCAAGGAGCCACUGGUUGGGGGACCCCUGUGUAACCUCUCAGAAAAAACCUGCGAUAACUUCUGCUUGGUGCUUGAAGCAAUACAGGAGAACUUGCUGGAAUACAAAGAGAUCCGAGAGGAGCUCAACAGGAUAGUGGAGGAGGUGCGUUCCAUCCGUUUCAACCAGGAGCAGGAGGAUAUGAUAAUGCACAAACAUACCUCCAAAAGCCUGACCCUCCUAAGCGAGUCCUCCCCGGAAAUUCGUGACAAGGUGAACAAGCAAGACUUGAUCGCUGCGCUGGCCAGCAGGGAAAAGGUGUACGAAUCUAACAUAAACUUGGUCAGCAUACACAAGUUCAGCCACUGA